AGCAUAGCAUAAUGUAUAGAGAAAUAGGAUCACUGUGCUGUAUACCUGAAACUACGUAACACUGUGUCAACUGCAUUCAAAAAAGGGGGAAAAAGGCACUUUUUCAGACAACAUAGGGGGUGGUGUGUGCCCACUGAUGGACCAAAUAAGGGGAAGGCCUUGGUGUGCACUUUGAGUGGGACCAAAGCAAUAGAAGGAAGAAGGUUCACUGUGAAAAGCUGGGAAGGAGCAAGAAAGAGGACCUGGAAACAACUGAGGUGGGUGAGACCUCUCCUCCUCCUUACCACCGUUGUGUUCCCCUCCUCAUGUGAAAUCAGGGUGUUCCUUUGCUCCUGGCCUUGUUUUCCCGGAGCCACUGGGGUCUGAUGGUGCAGGCAGCAGCAGUGGGAGGGGACCGGCCAGGCUGACGCCUGCCUGUGGAAUAUACUGUUGAUUCAGCUGCCGCUCUCUGCUGAGUCCUGCUGAGGCCCCUUUGCAGCCUGUGUACUGCUCUCUGUCCUCAUUCCCUGGGCCCUUCAUCUGGAAGGGAUGCAAAGUUGGGUUUAUUUUGUUUUUGUGCCUGGAUGUCUAUAGCAAGCCUUUAUUACAUAGUCUCCAAGAGGCUUUUUUUUUUUUUUUUUUUUUUCUCCAAGAGACUUUUGCACAGCACGCUGAUGGGGGAUCCAGAGCUUCCAGAGGAACUUAUUUUCCCUUGCUCCCUGCUCUCAGAUAGCAUUAGGUUGGGUAAAAUGUGCAGUUGGCUUUAUUGUUGAGAUGUGGAGGGAGCCAUGUGACCUCAUCACGGGGUCUUCUUGGGCUUCAGGACUGGAAAAGGGAGCCACGUGGAAACGUGUUUUUUUAAGGAACUCUGUCAGUCUUGUAACUUUUUCCUUCUUUGUUGCAGUGUAUAAGAAGCCUGGGCCAUAGUUUGCAUCUGUCCUGUCUUUGGUGGCAGUUGUGUAGGACUUGGUGUCAUGAAGGUGUUUGAACCUUAUUUUUGACUUCAUCUUUUUUCACACUCCCCAUUAAAGCAAAUCAAACCAAAAACCUUUUUACUUAGUGUCUCAACAAGUUGGGUAUCCUAUAUCUUCAUAUGCUAUUUCAUGAUGUAGGUCAUACAAUUUUUUAAAAAGAGGAAAUGUGAAAUCCCAUCCUGCUUUUUUAAUGGAAAUUUCAUAUCUAAUUUUCACUGCGAAGAAAAAGGCCCUGGUAUCUUGCACAGUUAAUAUAUCCUUAAGACUCCUGUGAAACCUCACUAGCAGCAUCUAGCCUGUGUCUAAAGUGAGGUAUUUCAACUCUGUUCUUCACCGGUUGUGUAAAGCCAGGUCUCUCAAAGGGACAGACUCCGCUCUGGUUAGAAAAGGCAUUCAAGAUCUGAGACCUAGAACUGGGCCCCCAGCAGGAGCUCCUGAUGUACUGAGGGCUGACCAGAAGGCUGGGGCCUUGCUCCUCCUUGGCCUUCUUUCUGCCCAUGGCCCAACAGUAGCUCAGAGUAAGGGGGCAGUGUGUGUUUGACUCACUUUUGGGGUGGACAGCUGGGAGCACUUCGAUGAAUGUGGUCAGCGAUCUGGGAGCAGGGAGCAUUUCCCAGGUUGGUAGAGAUGAGUUCCGUGUAAAUACAAUGUACACUCAGGGUUUUGGAGGUGGAUUUCAUGCCUCCUCGGGUCACAAGGCCCGUCCUACUAAGCAGACUUGCUGUAUAGUCGAUGAGGAGUGAGUAUACAUUCUAAAGCUAUGGAAGGAAGACUUCCUGCCUUGAUGCCCCUUGUAAUGAGAGAAACCAAGGACAACGUUUCAGUGCCGACCAUGUGGCUGACUCACAAGUUAUUCAGGAGGCACCUAGGUGCCUACUGAGGACACCAGUACCUGAAGAUGUAGAUGGCAGUAAAAAUGGCAGAUGGCUGCAAGUCUGAUGAGCGAUGAGUGAGGCGGACCCUCAAAUAUCCUUGCAGAGUGUUCAAGAGCAUCUCUGUUUUCAUCUCUUUGACCUGAGGGGCUUCUGUGACAGUCCCCUUUCAGCAGGAUUUCUACAGCAACAUCAAAUUCAAGACCCAGCCAACCUCCUUCCGAAGCAAGAGAACGUUCUCCAGCAGGUUUCCUUGGGGGUCUCCUUCCCCCUGUGCUUCGCUGGCACUCACGUGCUCUCCAUCCUUACAUGCUGAUUGUAUGUCUCCUUAGAAUUGCCACAUACUUGUCUUGGGUCUGCCUGCAGUGUGGCAUUCAGAACAGAUUGACUUCCUCUUCUACAGGACUUUCAUCUAAAUAUUCAGAUGGUACUAGCCUGUUUCUUCUCCUGCCCCCAAAGUCCCUUCUAGGUUAUAUAUAGCCAUUCCUGGCGAACAGUCUCUCAGUAUAGGCUGUGUAUGAUUUUUCUGAUCUUGUCCCCAUUCAGUUUGACCCUUCUAGAAACUGUUGCCCAUUUGUCAGUGUCCCCUUCUAGGCUGCAGCACUCAGAAUUCAUCACGGUAAUGCCACAGAUAUGGUUUAACCUACCAAAGUCCAGUGGGAUUAUUAACUAACUCCUUUGUUUGACUACAAAGCACUGAGUCAUUCUGUUUUGAUCACUGUAAUGAGGUAGAUGAGGCACCUCCAUGUCAAAGGAUUCCAAUCCUUGCUUGGCAAGUUGGUUUUCCCUCUUUAUAAAGUAAGGGCGAUGAUAAUUGCAUAAGGUUUUCUAGUUUACAUGCUCCUCUCACACCUGUUUUAUUUAAGUAAUCCUUUCCUUGGCUACCUCAUAGAGCUGUUAUUAUCAAGCAAAUAACACAGGCAAUAGUAUUUUAUACAAUUCUAAAAUUUGUAAAGAAUUGUAUACCUGUGCAGACUGAGAGAGUGUUAGCUUUUUUAAGACAGAGUUGUUUAGCUUAUUGAGUAUGCAUGACGAGUUAGUUCUAGAACUUUGGUGCAGGAUUUUACAUAUACCUGGAAUAAUUUAUUAAGCUAGGAUGUUCUGAAUCUGAACUGUGUUUCUUUUGAGCUAUUCCUAAUUUAAUUUUCUAUCCGUUUGAUAAGUAUGUCCAAUAGUUUCCAGAUUGCCAAUUGUUAAUUUGUUACCAAGACAGAAGAGAACAGAUCUAAAUCUAAGCCAUAAGGUACAUAUCACUGGAAGCUCCUCCUGCCUUGACGUAGAUCAGCACAGCGGGCAUGGUUGUUGCUUCUGACCAGGCCCUACUUCUAGAGUUACUAAACUGGACCUAAGGAGUGCCAUGGACAUAGGGACUUUUAUGAGAAAGUAAAACAAAUAUGUCCCUAGUGGUCCAUCUAAGAUUACUAGAUUGGUAGAUCAAGGAGAUGUGGCGCCUGUAAAAACCAGCAGUAUUCAAAUGCAGAUGUCUUUCCGAAACAAGAUAGAUCUUUAAAUCUGUGGCAUUUCUCUAGUUGGGUACUACUACCAAUGGAUGAAAAAUCAUUUGUUGAAUACCUACUUUGCGCUAGGCAUGGGCUCUAGGGGUACAAGAUGACUAAAGCCUGUCUUGUCCCCAAGGAGAGUACAGGCAUGUUAGAUGUGUCUUGCAUAGGUAUGCUGGCUCCUGGUAAUGGAUGACUUUCUCUACCCACCUCUGCCCAGGUACCUGCACACUCUCUCUCCAGGAGUCCACUCUAGCAUGACAGCCAGGCUCUUCAGCCUAUAGUAGAGAGGUCCUUGCCUUUUGGGUGGGGGUCAGGAAGCAGCGGGCCCUCAUGCAGGUUCCUGUUCUUUUGUUUGCCAGGGCAUCUCACAUCAGUGAACUGUUUAAUCCAUGCAUCUUUGUUCAUCGUUCUUUCUGAGUCUGGAUUCUUCUGGGAAUCCAGCCUUUGUGCUCACUCCCACCUUGUUUAAUUGAAAUUUCAAAGUCCAACUUUUAACUAUGUAUAUUCUAAAUUGUAUAUUCUAAACUGAAGGUCUUUUUCUAGUUAGAGAAGGCAAAGUUGACAUUCUGUUUUUUCUGCAUUUUCUUAUUUAUUAGUUAUGCGGUUUGCUUUAUGCAUUGGACUAACUCCUCUCAGGGCAUUUUAAAAACUUUGUCAGUUUCAUAGUAUUGGUACAUUGAGCCAUAAUAUCUUUGCAUUUAUCUGACUGUACGUAUUCGGAGAGAAAAAAUUGUGCUGGUGCCGUAUGCUGACAUGUUGAUCUGAAGGUCCAGCUGUACCUCUGAGAAAAGGGCCCGGCUUUACAAUGCAUUUAGGCUCUUCCUGGGCCAGCGCUCUCACCAAGGAGAAGGCCAUGUUCAGUUUGAGCAUGAAGAUCAUGAGGCCCAAUGACAAGAAGCUGGACAGCUUCAUGUCCGGCAUAUACCAGGCUCUCCUCAAGCUGGGGAUGAACUCGGACCUCAAAGCCCAGCUAAAGGAGCUGAAUAUAACAGCAGCCAAGGAAAUUGGAGUUGGUGGUGGUCCAAAAGCUAUUAUCAUCUUUAUUCCCGUUCCUCAACUGAAAUCUUUCCAGAAAAUCCAAGUCCGGCUCGCCUGUGAAUUGGAGAAAACGUUCAGUGGGAAGCAUGUUGUCUUUAUUGCUCAGAGGAGAAUUCUGCCUCGGCCAACUCAAAAAAGCCAUACAGAAAAUAAGCAAAAGUGUCCCAGGAGCUGCACUUUGACAGGCGUGCACGACGCGAUCCUGGAGGACUUGGUUUUCCCAAGCAAAAUUGUGGGCAAGAGAAUCCACGUGAAACUGGAUGGCAGCCAGGUUAUAAAGGUUCAUUUGGCUAAAGCACAGCAGAACAAUGGGGAGCACAGGGUUGAAACUUUCUCUGGCAUCUAUCGGAAGCUCACUGGCAAGGAUGUUCACUUUGAGUUCCCAGAGUUUCUGUCGUAAACAAAUAUGAUU
Molecule: messenger RNA, 4777 nt
Organism: Leopardus geoffroyi (Geoffroy's cat)
Lineage: Eukaryota; Metazoa; Chordata; Mammalia; Carnivora; Felidae
Product: 40S ribosomal protein S7-like
Exons: 1
Coding region: 4133-4765 (210 amino acids)
Biological process (GO): translation; rRNA processing; ribosomal small subunit biogenesis
Cellular component (GO): cytosolic small ribosomal subunit; small-subunit processome; 90S preribosome
Molecular function (GO): structural constituent of ribosome
Source: RefSeq, a predicted model, not a curated record